GCGCUCGAAGGAGCUCUCGUUCGCACGGCGAACGUACAGGAAGAAGCGUGCAAGAAUACGCGCGUGCUUUCCCGCCAGUCAGAAAAGAUAAAAAACAGAGAGAGAAAAAAGAAAGAGAGAGAGAGAGAGAGAGAGAGCGGAGGAGAGAAAGAGAGAGCCACGUGCCGAAAAUAAUUUUCCUCUUCCGGAAAUCUCGAGCGAGCGGGAGAGCGUGCGCGCGUGUACGCGCGCGCGAUCCGAUCGCGCGAGAGAGAUGCGACGAUGCGACCGGUUACGCACCGCGAGGAUAGUUCGGCGUAGCGCAGCUGCCGCUUGAAGAUGCCGGCGUACAAAUUGUCAAGGAGAACACGUUCAGAUUCCUCGGUGAAAUAAGCAGUCGCGGAUAUCGGUGGAGGGGGAGGGGCGGUAAAGCCGCUUAUUCGGGGCCGACGGACUCUCGCUCGGACUUCUAAACUCGCGCAUGGUGCCCACGGUAGAAUGAAACUUUUGCCACACCUGUUGCGUGACAGGUGUAUUUUUGACGGAUGCGCACGAUACACGACCGCCGCGUAUCGCCAAAUCGGUGCCUAUUCGACAAGAGGGACGAUCGUCGUCGGGUUCUCCUUCGAUUCGCAUCUUCUCAAAGUUUCGUUUCGUAACCGCGAUUUCGGGGUCGCGUGAAAUGCCGCCGGGCUGCGACGUCGCGCAGAAACUCGUUGAAGGAAGCGCUCCCUUAAGCUAACUGCGAAAUGCGCGCGCGAUGGCCGAACGAGAGAAGAUGGGCUCGCGGCACGGACAAACUUAUCGCGAGUUGUGAGAGGCGCUGAAGAGAGAACGGCAAGAUGGUGGACGUGUUCAAUACAAGCGACGUUCGGAAUAUCUGCCUGCUGCUGGAAGACAUGGAGGAUCCUCGAACGCCGGCUCUGAGAAGAGUCAGUUACGGUAUCGUGAUGCCAACCAUUUGUUGCCUCGGCAUCAUCGGCAACAUCCUGAAUCUCGUCGUUCUCACGAGGAGGAACAUGCGCGGCGCCGCUUACAUCUACAUGAGAGGUUACUCCGCGGCAGCGCUCCUCGCGAUUCUCUUCUGCAUCCCCUUUGCGCUCAGGGUGCUCAUUCACAAAGAGACGGGAGGAUGGAGCAGCUGGCCGCAGGCCUUCUAUCACGUUCACCUCGAGCUCUUCCUCGGCAACGGCUGCCUGGGGGUUGGAGUAAUGAUGCUUCUGGCAUUGACAGUGGAGCGUUACGUAAGCGUCUGUCAUCCCGGACAACACACGCGGCCACUCUGCGGACCCCCUCACCUAACAGUGGUGCUCAUCCCCUUGGCUACAUUUCUCGUUUAUCUGCCGAGCGUAUUUCGAGAUGAAAUUACGACCUGCCUGCUGGCGCCCGGCAGUCCCCUAAUCUACCAGAAGAGAGAGAAUCAGUCGUUUCUCAACUCGUGGUACUAUCAGGUGUACAAAGUGGUGUUGGAAAUAGUUUUUAAAGUGGCGCCGACGAUUUUACUCGCGGGAUUCAAUCUGAGGAUAAUGAUAGUGUACAGGAGAUCCUGCGAGCGACGUCGAAGAAUGACUUUAUCGAGAACUGUCAGCAACGACGAGGAUCCCAGAACUUUCGCCGAAGAGCGAAGGCUUAUCCUGCUUUUAGGAAGCACCAGUAUCCUGUUCCUAGUCUGCGUUAGUCCUAUGGUUAUCUUGAACGUCACUCUCAGCGAGAGCAACCUCAGCCACUAUCCUUACCAGGUGUUCCGAGCGCUGGCCAAUCUGCUGGAGGUGAUCUAUUACUCGAUCACGUUUUACAUCUAUUGCCUCUUUUCCGAGGAUUUUCGCAACACUCUAAUCCGCACUCUGCAAUGGCCGUGGGUCAAGAACGAGCAGGGCGGCAGGGGGCUGCCUAUGAAACGUUCUCCGAUACCAAGACCGACGACAACGACGACGACCCCGCCGACCACUGCGGUCGCAACCCCCGGACAUCUGGCUCGUGCUAGCGUUUAACGCGAAUUUUUUGCCGUCGAUCCCGCCGUCAGCCGUCGCUCGGUCGCUGACCAUCGAGCAAAAAGAGGCACGGAUCUAGCGCGUGAAAUCCGCGCACCGUGAAACUGUAAAUGUCGGGGCAAAUCAAUUGUAAGGGCGUGAACUCUGUAAAAUAGCCGAAUAUCCGAGGGAUGUAUGAAAAAAAAGAGACAAAAAAAACAGUAUCGAUCGCGCACGAAUGUCGAGUAGUCUCGCUUGCUCAGGCUCGUACCUGGCGACAGGGUGUAUGUGUGUGCAUGUAUGCGUGUAUAUAUGCACGAUGAUACGCGGAUUCUCGAAAAUCCCCGACGAUGUUGAACGCUCGUGCUCCUGCCUCUCUCGGAGGAGCGAGAUAAUUACAGCGGGGGAAAACAUCGAGCUACACGCGCCAUCAAUUUUCCGCGGGCGACUCUCCGCGAAUCUUCCGAUUCUUAUGAGCGCAUUCGCGAGCAAGUAUCCGAACUAUGUAUAUUCCGUGCGCUGGCGAACUCGAGAAUAGUUGCGCAGUACCUGCAGAGAUAGAGAGAGAGAGAGAGCCGCAUCCACGGAGCAACAUUCUUGCGUACUAGCGACUAAAGCCGGGCAUAUCUGUGUGUAGCUGCCACUAAAGUUCAACCUCCGAGUAUUCCGGGGAUCGAAUCGACCUAGCCAAUUAAACGGCUAAUAUACGAAUAUCUUCCUCGAACGCAUGUACGAAGGAACCAACGUAUGAACGUAGAGAUAAACGAAAGAUACGUGUUUCAUCUCAACCGGCGAUCGUGCAGACAUCAUCGCGAGCUUAGCUCACGCGAAUUAUCGCAACAAGUUCUCGAAACAACGACGGAAGUGCAUAAAGAGGCAAGGGAUUCCGUGUAAGCCGUCGCCGAGGAUCCCCAUGGGACUCUUUCGCGUUCUAAAGUACAAGUUGGGAAAGUUUCUCGCAGCAUACACCGGUGAUCGAAUUUGCGCUGAAAGCCGGAGAGAGAGAUGAGGAAAAGAUGCAGACGAGGAGAGAGAGAGAGAGAGAGAGAGAGAGAGAGAGAGAGAGAG
Molecule: messenger RNA, 3017 nt
Organism: Odontomachus brunneus
Lineage: Eukaryota; Metazoa; Arthropoda; Insecta; Hymenoptera; Formicidae
Product: probable G-protein coupled receptor B0563.6
Exons: 6
Coding region: 822-1970 (382 amino acids)
Biological process (GO): G protein-coupled receptor signaling pathway
Cellular component (GO): membrane
Molecular function (GO): G protein-coupled receptor activity
Source: RefSeq, a predicted model, not a curated record